Molecule: messenger RNA, 1507 nt
Organism: Echinops telfairi (small Madagascar hedgehog)
Lineage: Eukaryota; Metazoa; Chordata; Mammalia; Afrosoricida; Tenrecidae
Gene: AMY2B
Product: amylase alpha 2B
Exons: 10
Coding region: 214-1479 (421 amino acids)
Biological process (GO): carbohydrate metabolic process
Molecular function (GO): catalytic activity; cation binding
Source: RefSeq, a predicted model, not a curated record
GCUGGGUCCUUCCCCUGAAUUGGACAGCCCUUCCUCAUGGUCUGUACUUAGUCUGGCAGCUCCACUGAAACCUGUUCCCUCUGGGUGAAACACCAAUACCCGUGACAUAGCAACACCCAAGCCAUCAGAGGAAGACACACUGACAGACAAGCGGUGGGGAGAUGAUGGGAUAUAAAUAGCUGCUGGAAAGAACACUGUUGACUUCAAAGCGAAAUGAAGUUCUUUUUAUUACUGUCAGCCAUUGGGUUCUGCUGGGCUCAAUAUGCUCCGCACACCAAACCUGGGCGGACAUCCAUUGUCCAUCUCUUCGAGUGGCGCUGGGACGACAUUGCUCUUGAGUGUGAGCGAUACUUAGCUCCCAAUGGAUUCGGAGGGGUUCAGAUAUCUCCACCCAAUGAAAAUGUUAUAAUUAAUAACCCUUCAAGACCUUGGUGGGAAAGAUACCAGCCAAUUAGCGUCAGAGAUUGUCGUCUGGUUGGUCUUCUGGAUCUUGCACUGGAGAAGGACUAUGUCCGUUCCAAAAUUGCUGAAUAUCUGAACCACCUCAUUGACAUUGGUGUGGCAGGGUUCAGAAUUGAUGCUUCGAAGCACAUGUGGCCUGGAGACAUGAAAGCAAUUCUGGAUAAACUUCAUAAUCUAAACACAAGCUGGUUCCCUGAAGGAAGCAAACCUUUCAUUUACCAAGAGGUAAUUGACCUUGGUGGUGAGCCAAUUAAAAGCAGUGACUACUUUGGAAAUGGUCGUGUGACAGAAUUUAAAUAUGGUGCAAAACUGGGCACAGUUCUGCGCAAGUGGAAUGGAGAGAAGAUGACUUACUUAAAGAACUGGGGAGAAGGCUGGGGUUUCAUGCCUUCUGACAGAGCCCUGGUCUUUGUGGAUAACCAUGACAACCAGCGGGGACAUGGAGCUGGAGGAGCCUCUAUUCUUACAUUUUGGGACUCUAGACUGUAUAAAAUGGGAGUUGGAUUUAUGCUUGCUCAUCCUUAUGGAUUUACACGAGUAAUGUCAAGUUUCCGUUGGCCGCGAUAUUUUGAGAAUGGAAAAGAUAUUAAUGAUUGGAUUGGACCGCCAAAUGAUGCUGGAGUGAUUAAAAGAGUUACAAUUAAUCCAGACACAACCUGUGGCAAUGACUGGGUCUGUGAACAUCGAUGGCGUCAAAUAAGGAACAUGGUUGUUUUCCGUAAUGUAGUUGAUGGCCAGCCUUUUACAAACUGGUGGGACAAUGGAAGCAACCAAGUGGCUUUUGGAAGAGGAAACAGAGGAUUUAUUGUCUUUAACAAUGAUGACUGGCCAUUGUCUUUAACUUUGCAAACUGGGCUUCCUGCUGGAACCUAUUGUGAUGUUAUUUCUGGAGAUAAAAUUGGAGACAAUUGCACAGGAAUUAAAAUUUAUGUUUCCGGCGAUGGCAAGGCUAAUUUUUCCAUUAGUAAUACUGCUGAGGAUCCAUUUAUUGCAAUUCAUGCUGAAUCUAAAUUAUAAAAUUCAAAUUAAAUACAUAUACCCAGAA